Molecule: messenger RNA, 4274 nt
Organism: Plodia interpunctella (Indianmeal moth)
Lineage: Eukaryota; Metazoa; Arthropoda; Insecta; Lepidoptera; Pyralidae
Exons: 7
Coding region: 64-1461 (465 amino acids)
Source: RefSeq, a predicted model, not a curated record
CGGUGCCUGCGUCAGUUGCGUGCGCGCAGUCGCUGAGAGUUGACGUGACGACGGUAUGCCGCGAUGGCCGACCGGACCGAACCCGCCGGUGCCCCGGGAUUCACGACCGUUUCCAGUCUCAAAUCAGACCAUUCUACCGAACAGUUGAUAUGCAAAUCCCCUCAGAAAAAUGUCAAAAAGAGUGUUAGUUCUAAGAGUGUCGAAGCCAGGAGUGAAAAAGAGAAUGGGGGUAGGAGAAGGAUUGUGGUGUUUCUGGGGUUGGGCCAGGUGGUGCUAGGGGCCUUGUUGUUGGGGGCCGGAGCCAUGGCGGUGGUGAAGGGGGCGGCCCUCUCGCGGGUGGGCGCGGGGCUGUGGGCCGGCUGCGCCGGCGUGGUCGCCGGGGUGGUCGGCGUGCUGGCCGGGAUCAACGAUUGCUAUGGGCUCAACGGAGGACCUGCUGGAGGUGGCCCAUUGCUGACGGCGUUCUUGGCAUUAUCGCUACUGUGCCUCGCGUGCGGGAACAGCGCGGCCGUGCUCGCCGCGACCGGGUUGCAGCGGGACUCCACCAGGCAGCCGCUCGUUCUCACCACUUUCCAGGAUGAAAUGGCCGCUUGGUCUCCAGUGCUCGCCAACAUAGCCGUCCUCAUCAUCGCGUCUGCGCACUGCGUCCUGUGCGUCAUCAGCAUCUACCACGCGGCGCGCCGCGUGUGUCCCUGCUUCAAGCGCAAGCAGCCCUUCGACCACAACCAGUUCGACCCCGGCAAGCCCUUUAUCAUCAAUGUGGAGGAUAAAGAGAAGGUCGGCGAGCUGUGCAAGGAUCUGGGGAAGGAUUUGGAGGGGAAGCUCCAGGGGGACGCGGUUGUGAAGAGGAAAAAGGACAGCGCAGCAGAGCCACCGGGCGAGUUCGGCAGCGCCAACAGCAAGGAGAAGCUGGUGAGCCACUGGCUGGGCCACCACUCCACGCUGCCCGCGCCGGGGGCCAAGCGUCGCGGCGUCAGGAAGCAGAGGAAGCCGCCGCUGGUGCUGUUGCCUGCUCACCAUGCUACCACGCUCGGGCGCAUGCCAGUGGGUGUGAUGAUGCCGCCCGCGCCGCGCUACGCCACGCUGCCGCUGCCGCCGGCGCACUAUCAUCCGUCGCACGCCCCGCCGCACGCGCCGCUCUACUUCCCAGUGCAUGACGCUCGCUUGAGACGCAGACGCUCGCCUCGCUCGCCCCGACACGAGCGGCGGCGCUCGAACGCUCGGCGCGAGCGCGACUCGCAGCUCACGCGCUCGCUCGAACGCAUACAUCGCAAGCGGCGAGCGGAGCGCGAGCGAAUGUCUGACGCCGACUUGAAGAGGACCUACACCGGCCUCGACAGGGCCUACGCCGAGCAGUUCAUAGCGGUGAUCGACGAGACGCGACACGCGGCGGAGCACCACGACUCCCUCACCUGCACCAGCAGUGACUCCUCACCGUCUCACUCCCAUGAGGAUCUGUAGCUUUCGCCGAGGGUUUCGGGUCCACGUCGGACCUACAGCUUAUGGAGUAUGUGCUAUUAGAGGCGCAUGAAAAGAAACAGCUAAAUUGAAAGAAGUACUUACUGGAUAUGAUCAAAGAGAUCAUUAUUGCAGGCAUUAGAGACAAAACGAAGAAAGUUUAAGGUUAUGUAAUUAGAUGAAAAGUCAAGGAUCGUAGUCGCUGUGGUGCGUUUUAUUUAUUUUAUUAUUAUUUGGAUGUGUCACAACACUAAGCUAUAACUUACGGUUAAAUUAGCUGUCUAAAUACUCGUUGAUUUAUUGACUAACUGUAAAAAUAUCAUACCAAACUAAACCGAUAGCUUUAUGCAAUUUGAUUUUAUUUUAUUGUAAAUAACUAACGAAUAUCUCACUAACUCCGCACGAUUUAACUAACAGUGUAAACUUAUAAAGGCUUGUAAUAGAAAAUAAUGCGUACUCUAAAUUUUUAAAUGCCAAAUGUUGUAGGGUUCCGACUCAAUAACAAAUAUUUAGGUAAUAUGCAUUUUACCUACGAAUAACACACAUAGAUUUAUUUUGCAGCACGCAGAUUUUUCUUAUUACAAUCCUAGAUAAAAGGAACAGUAAAUACGUGGAAUUCAAACACCGUAUCCACAGGCAGACCAUACAUAAAACACCAUUCACCAGUUUUAUUAUACAUUUGUUACAGAUUCAUAAACAAAUUGUUAAUUUUCCGGACAAAAAUUUAGCGAGAGGCUUUACAAUACUUCAGUCUAAUGAUAAUUUUUGCCCAUAUUACCUAAUAAUAAAAAUUCGAAGGCUGCCUGUGUCUACUACACCGUGUCUUACUAACAUCACUUUACUAAACGUCGUUUAAUCGAGUUUAUCGUCAAGUAUCUGUGUUAUACUGUACUGUACUUUAAGACUUAUUUAAGUAGUUUGUUAGUCAAAUGGAUGCGAGCAUUUUUCAUUCAUUUCAUAGAACUAUAAUUAAAAAAGGUUAAAUUUAAAUCACAUAAUAUACAUAUUUAUUUUACAACUACAAUUCAUUGGUAAAAUAAAAACAGCCCCACUUUAAUCUAAUCCAUGAAAUAUUAAUUCAGUGUAAACUGAAACCAACACAUCUUCACAAAUAAUGGAAAACAACUACGAAAUAACUCGCUCUAAACCAUUUCUUUUCAUCCUAAAGGUUGGCUACCUAGUAGAUAUUGUUUUAAGUUCGUAACCUACCCUUUUCGGGUUGGCCUAUAAAAAAAUAUAAAAAAUUAAAAAUAUUUAUUUUCGGACAAUAUGAAUCCAUUGUGUUAGUAAUCUUAAAAACGAAUUGUGUUAGUACUUAUAUUCUACUAGGGAUUUAGCAAUUUUUAUUAAAUGGCUAAUUAGAGGACAAUCUCCACUAUCGGCUAUCGCCUUCAGGGCGCUGUUGCUGCCCCCGCGCACCCCGCGCAGCAGUAACGCAACUUUAGCAUUCUUCCGUAGAAUAGCUGAAAAUACUAUCUGCUUGUGCGUGAGCAAACAUAGCUGAGGCACUGCAAUAGCGCGCAACCCCAACAGCGCCCUUAAGGCGUUGUUAUACUGCACACGCAGGGUGUUGUACGAUGUCUUUGUGUAGUUAACCCACAGGCUUCCCGCGUAGAAAGAAGUGCAGUAGGCUUUGAAAAGCGUUAUUUUAACUUGUACUGAACAGCGGGAGAACCUACGAGCCAGCAUAUUCGCUCUAAUAGACGCCCUGUGUUCGCGCUCCAUGUCUACAGCAUCUCUUAGAUCAACUGUUACCUGUGACCAAGGUACUUAAACUGACUUGUGGCUUGUCAUACAGUCUAACCGGAGGAACAACCUUAGGCCUAUAAACAAAUGUCAAAAUUUUAUGUAAAGAAAUAUACUUGGAUGAAAAAUGUUUACAUUCAAUUAGCAAUAAUAUUAGAUAUAAUCUAUCUGUAUGUUUGUACAUAUGAAACGAAGUCCUAUGUACCUAAACGGUGCCAAAUUAUAGCCAUAUGGCUGGCGGGAAAACCAACGUGUCCAAAAUUUGCUCAAUUGUUGUUCAAACGAAGUUUUCUUAGAUUUAGAAAUGAAUAUUAUUCUUUUUAUGUUGUAUUAAAUUGUUAUUCUUUGAAUUUUACUUAUUACUAGUUGAUUUAUUACAGAAUAUUUGCUGUGUGCGUAACUUCGAAAAUUUGAAAUUAUUGGUAGCUAUAGAAGUAUUUUUUUAUUUAUAGAUUAGUUUAAUUAAAAUUAAUGUAAGAAUCAGACAUUGUUAAUGAAAAUACCAUCAUCCCACAACCCACAAGUUUCUGAGUGACGCGCUUGCGCGUGGUUAGCGACGGAAAAGACUAUGGUUAAGUGUUAUAGAAGAUCUUUAUCAAGACGCGUGCGACUCGGCCGACGCCGAAAUUCAACGCCACUAUUAAAAAAGGUUUUCUGUAAGACUGAAAUUAUGAUCUACUUUUCUGUUGAUAAUCGCACUUGAGUCACUCGUAUUUUCAUUAAUAAGACAUAUAGAUUUUUUUGGAGGAUAUGGAAGGAACCGGGAUAUUUUAUUAUACUAAAUGUAUUUGUAUUUAAUUUAUAUAUGUUAAGGUUUAUAUCCCUUAUCUACGUGAAAUCACAAGACAUAACUGUACAUAAGUUAGAUUUUUGUACAUAACAUAUUUCUUUAGAACUUGAUUAGCUGUAACUUGUAACAUAUCAUUUAAACUCGUGUCUAAGCUAGAUUUUAUGUUUAUUGGUCUAUUUUAGUGACACAUUUGAGACAUAUUUAUUGAAAAGAAGUUUUAAUAUAUACAAGACACCACAGUGUGGGGUAUGUGAAUAAACAUUUUAAUUAUUAAUAACUC